UCGUUGAAAGAAGGUGGCAAAUGCUGUGAGCAUCUUUAAAGGCUGUUUCCUGGAGAUCUGGAGAAAAAGAGAGAAGCCCAAAGAAGGAAACAAAGGGGAUAUGGUUUCCUUGUCCUAUUUCUUUGUAUCUGGCUCCCUCUGUCUCUGGAAGAUUAGCCACAGGACACAAAGAUGCCCAGCUGGUCACUGUAUGCCCAAGUUCAGUUUAGCUCGUGCUUCUCUCCUAUUUAGCCUGACUGCUUUCUCUGAAGGGGAGGACUCUCAGCCCGACAGCCCUUUAGUUUAACCUGAAGAGCUUGUGCUGCCUCUCUCCCCGUCCUGAAAGCUUGCUGGAAGUGGAGGAGAGAGAGAAAGAGGAGAACUUGAAAGUGCCCGAGGAACACUGGAUGCCAGGAGGAGGCAAACAUUCCCGUGGACAAAGCAGAAAAGACAGAGCAGACUGAUUUAAUUGCUGUUUUUCAUCAUUUUUUCUCCCUAUCCUUUUGGAGAUUUUUGAAAACACAAUACAAAGCAGAACACCAACCCCGAAGCCCCAACCCCUUGGCUAGCUCUUAUGGGAAUGAAACACUCCUCCCGCUGCCUGCUCCUGAGGAGGAAAAUGGCGGAGAAUGCUGCCGAGAGCAUCGAGUACAUGGCUACAUCUGAAAGACCUAUGGGCCCAUCUGUCACUAUAUUUGGAAUACCUUCUACCCUCAUCAAUGGCUUGCUCUGUUCCAUCCCAGCCUCCUCAGCCUAUUGUUCCAAAGCCAGUUCAAUCUGUCAUACAUGUUCCAUUGCAACCAAGCUGCCCGGGCCGAGGCAAGAUGGCAAAACUCCUUAAUCCAGAAGAGAUGACAUCCAGGGAUUAUUAUUUUGAUUCCUAUGCUCACUUUGGAAUUCACGAGGAAAUGCUAAAGGAUGAAGUGCGCACAUUAACUUAUAGAAACUCCAUGUAUCACAAUAAACAUGUUUUUAAAGAUAAAAUUGUACUGGAUGUUGGAAGUGGCACAGGAAUCCUCUCCAUGUUUGCUGCCAAGGCAGGAGCCAAGAAGGUAUAUGGGAUUGAAUGCUCAAGCAUAUCUGAUUACUCAGAAAAAAUCAUCAAGGCCAACCACUUGGACAACAUAAUCACAAUAUUUAAAGGUAAAGUGGAAGAAGUUGAAUUACCUGUGGAUAAAGUAGACAUCAUCAUCAGCGAGUGGAUGGGUUACUGUCUUUUCUAUGAGUCAAUGUUAAACACAGUCAUCUUCGCACGAGAUAAGUGGCUGAAACCUGGAGGGCUAAUGUUUCCUGACCGAGCUGCUUUAUACGUGGUAGCAAUAGAAGACAGACAGUACAAGGACUUCAAAAUUCACUGGUGGGAGAAUGUGUACGGCUUUGACAUGACCUGUAUUAGGGAUGUUGCCAUGAAGGAGCCUUUGGUGGACAUAGUAGAUCCAAAGCAAGUGGUGACCAAUGCCUGUUUAAUAAAGGAAGUAGAUAUUUAUACAGUGAAGACUGAAGAACUGGCAUUUACUUCUGCGUUCUGCCUCCAAAUUCAGCGUAAUGAUUACAUUCAUGCCUUGGUCACCUAUUUUAAUAUUGAAUUUACAAAGUGCCACAAGAAAAUGGGAUUUUCUACAGCACCUGAUGCUCCCUAUACCCACUGGAAGCAAACUGUCUUCUAUUUAGAGGACUAUCUAACUGUGAGACGAGGGGAAGAAAUCUAUGGGACUAUAUCCAUGAAACCAAAUGCAAAAAAUGUGCGUGACCUGGAUUUCACAGUAGACUUGGAUUUUAAAGGACAGCUAUGUGAAACAUCAGUAUCUAAUGACUACAAAAUGCGCUAGCAAGAAACCUUUCAGAGAAAUGGAAAGGAGAAUGGCAUCAAGUCUUGAACUGCUGAACUUCAAGCUAGGAAUAACUGUUUGCAAGACUAUCAUAUUAGAUCCUAGAAUGUUUGCUCUGAUGGAAAGUGGUAACUUGAUCUGUCUUGCAGGUAGUACAGAGGGCUGGGAUCCCAUUGUGAAUGUACAGUAUACAGAACCGUAGCUUUUGUCAAACAUAUAGGCAAAAUAAGCAACAGUCUCGAGUAUUUUGGUUAGCUUUAGGAUGGCAGAAGAUACGUACAAAAAUUGUAUUACUUCCUGUGAAUUUCUGGUUCUUCCAAGCUUUGCAUGUUACAGGCGAUUAGGGCAGUUUCCUUACUAUACAAGACCACUACAACACAUUGCUAUAGUAGUAUUAUUGAUCUUAUUUUUAAUAUAAAUAUACUAUAUAUAUAUAUGUAUAUAUGUGUGUAUAUAUAUAUAUAGUACAUGAGGAAAAUUCUGUUGCUUCAUAAUAGGAAUUAGUUUUGUGAUUAUUUACUUCUCAUUAUACAGUGAUGGAAAAAUAAUUAUGUUACUUCUGGCACUACUCUAGGCACUGGCAUGGUCCAGCUAUCAUUCACUGUCUAGAAUUAUAGCUAUGCAAAGUAUAAGCAAGAGCUGCAAGUUAAUAGAAAGAUCAACAGAUAUUUUUUAGAAUAUCAUUUGGAAAAUAUGGAUCAUUAAUUUUAAAAUUCACCUUCAUAAGUGGAUGUCUGCCGGAGCUUUAAAGAACAUUAGCUUUUUAUCCUUGAAAAUAUUUUGUGUUGAGUUUUUAUAGCUGGAUUUUGCAUUGCAUGAGAUCCUCUGAAAUCAAGACACUUGGUAUUUAAAUGUGAUGAAUGCAAAGUCUCUAAAAUGGUGAGUCAUUUAUGUUUCUUGGCCAUGCCAUAUUUCAGUUCUCCUUUCCACAAGAUUCUUAAUACAAAAUCAUUUUCAAAAACCAA
This is a messenger RNA of Struthio camelus australis, 2773 nucleotides long. RefSeq names its product protein arginine methyltransferase 8 (gene PRMT8). Lineage: Eukaryota; Metazoa; Chordata; Aves; Struthioniformes; Struthionidae. Gene Ontology annotation, cellular component: plasma membrane. The record is from RefSeq and is a predicted model, not a curated record. Gene Ontology annotation, molecular function: protein-arginine N-methyltransferase activity. Gene Ontology annotation, biological process: peptidyl-arginine methylation.